AUGUCUUCCUCUCUUCCCUCAUCUUGUAAAUUACGGAGAAAGUUUCAUCUUAAUGCAAUGCACAAGCCUGGCGAUGUGGUCCUGGGUGGGCUGUUUGAGGUACACUACACCUCUGUCUUCCCUGAGCGGACAUUUACGUCACAGCCAAAUCAGCCCAGCUGCCAAGGCUUUGACCCUCCAGGGUUCAGGCAUGCUGUGACCAUGGCCUUUGCCAUUGAUGAGAUCAACAAAAACUCCACUCUGCUACCUAAUGUGACUCUGGGAUACAGUCUUUAUGACAACUGUGCUACACUUGCUAUUGGUUUCAGUGCUGCGAUGUCAUUGGCAAGUGGUCGAGAAGAGCAGUUUUUGCUUCAGGAGAACUGUUUAGGGGCCCCUCCAGUCCUGGGGAUUGUGGGCGAUCCCUUUUCAACAUUUUCUAUUGCAAUCUCCAAUGUUCUAGGUUUAUUUAAACUGCCAAUUGUGAGUUAUUUUGCCACAUGUUCCUGCCUGAGUGAUCGGCAAAGGUUUCCAUCCUUCUUUAGAAUGAUCCCAAGUGAUGCUUUCCAGGUGCGUGCAAUGAUUCAGAUUCUAAAACGCUUUGGCUGGACUUGGGCAGGUCUGCUGGUCAGUGAUGAUGACUAUGGACUCCAUGCUGCCCGCUCCUUUCAAUCUGACCUGGCACGGUCCGGUGGAGGUUGUCUGGCCUACUCAGAGGUUUUGCCCUGGGGUGACAACCCAGCUGAACUAAAGAGGAUUGUGGAAGUGAUGACAAAAUCCACAGCUCGUGUCGUCAUCGUGUUUGCACAUCAGAUCCACAUGAUUCAACUCAUGGAAGAGGUGGUGAGGCAGAAUGUGACAACUCUUCAGUGGAUUGCCAGUGAAGCUUGGGCAUUGCUUGAUGGACUCCAUACACCGGCUUUCAUGCCAUACCUGCGCGGCACACUGGGCAUCGCUAUCCGUCGUGGCAAAAUACCAGGACUCAGGGACUUCCUAUUAAGGAUUAAUCAUGUGCAACACCUCAACAACAGCUAUGAUAAUAGCAUGGUGAAGCAGUUUUGGGAAUACACAUUUCAGUGUAGAUUUGCACCACUUCCAGCAGGUUGGGUGGAGGCUGGGGGAGAGGUAUGCACUGGACUGGAAGAUCUAGAGAAUGUGGAGACUGAGGUUUUGGAUGUUUCUAAUCUCAGGCCUGAGUACAAUAUUUACAAGGCUGUGUAUGCGCUGGCGUAUGCCCUCGAUGACAUGCUGCGCUGUGUGCCAGGGAGAGGGCCUUUCAGUGGGCACAGCUGUGCUACUUUGCAAACACUGGAGCCAUGGCAGCUUGUGUAUUAUUUGGAAAAGGUCAACUUCACCACAACAUUUGGUGAUCAAGUAUCAUUUGAUGAAAAUGGUGAUGCCUUACCAAUAUAUGAUAUCAUGAACUGGCUGUGGCUCCCUGAUGGAAGAACUAAAGUUCAGAGUGUAGGGGUUGUUAAAAUGUCGGCCUCCAAAGGUGAAGCACCCAGGUCAGUGUGCAGUGAGAGCUGCCCCCCAGGUACCCGUAUGGCCAGGAAGAGGGGAAUGCCUGUGUGCUGUUUUGACUGCAUCCCUUGUUCUGAGGGAAUGAUCAGCAAUGAAACGGAUUCUAUGGAGUGCACCAGUUGUCCAGAGGACUAUUGGUCCAACCCCCAGCGUGACCACUGUAUUCCUAAGAAGAUGGAAUUUCUCUCCUACUAUGAGCCUCUGGGUAUCUGUUUGACAACGGCAUCAUUGCUGGGCACAUUUAUCUGUGCUGUUGUCCUGGGCAUCUUCACCUAUCAUCGCAGUACACCCAUGGUACGGGCCAACAAUUCAGAACUGAGUUUCCUGCUUUUGGUGUCACUAAAGCUAUGUUUCCUGUGUUCCCUGCUAUUUAUUGGCCGUCCCAAACUGUGGACUUGCCAACUGAGACAUGCAGCAUUUGGGAUCAGCUUUGUACUUUGUGUCUCAUGCAUCCUGGUAAAAACCAUGGUGGUUCUGGCAGUAUUCAAGGCAUCCAAGCCAGGAGGUGGAGACAGUCUGAAGUGGUUUGGUGUUUUGCAGCAGAGAGGGACAGUUAUGGUUCUGACUUCUAUUCAGGCAGCAAUCUGCACUGCCUGGCUUGCCUCUGCCUCACCAGCUCCUUAUAAAAACACUCAAUACCAAAAUGACAUGAUAGUUUAUGAGUGUGUAGUUGGUUCCACAGUUGGUUUUGCAGUGUUACUGGGCUAUAUUGGCUUACUGGCUAUCCUUAGCUUCCUCUUAGCCAUCCUGGCAAGGAAUCUUCCAGACAAUUUCAAUGAGGCCAAGCUGAUCACUUUCAGCAUGUUGAUCUUCUGUGCUGUGUGGGUGGCCUUUGUCCCUGCCUAUGUCAACUCUCCAGGCAAAUAUGCAGAUGCAGUUGAGGUAUUUGCAAUCCUGGCCUCCAGUUUUGGUCUCUUGGUGGCAUUGUUUGGACCGAAAUGUUACAUAAUACUGCUGAGACCAGAGAGGAACACAAAAAAAGCAAUCAUGGGUCGAGGCACUACCAAGUCAUAA
Messenger RNA from Perca fluviatilis (European perch), 2517 nucleotides. RefSeq names its product extracellular calcium-sensing receptor-like. The record is from RefSeq and is a predicted model, not a curated record. Gene Ontology annotation, biological process: G protein-coupled receptor signaling pathway. Gene Ontology annotation, cellular component: membrane. The coding region runs from base 1 to 2517 and encodes 838 amino acids. The transcript has 9 exons. NCBI's taxonomy places the organism in Eukaryota, Metazoa, Chordata, Actinopteri, Perciformes, Percidae. Gene Ontology annotation, molecular function: G protein-coupled receptor activity.